AUGAGAGUGGAAGAAGCGGACCCAUUCACUGUGACUUGUGUUGACUUUCCCGGAGCGUUACAUGUACGUGGUACAGACGGUCAGGACACGAAGGCAUACAUUCGCCUGUUAACAUGUGCUUCCAACCGUGCAGUAUAUCUGGAGCUGGUACCCGAUUUGUCCAGAGAGACGUUCAUAGAAGCCUAUCGCAGAUUCUGUAGUCGACGCUCAGUACCCCGGAUGAUGAUUUCUGACAAUGGAACAACAUUUGUAGGUGAGGCGAACCAAAUUAGGAAUCCUUUCGCGUCCGAGAUAAUUCAUACGGAACUUAGCAGAAGAGGAACAGAGUGGCGCUUCAUCGUCAAACGUGAUUCAUGGUAUGGAGAAUGGUGGGAGAAUUUGAUUGGGUUAACCAAAACGUCUAUCAAAAAAGUGCUUGGAGGCUCUAACGUUGACUACCAUCAACAAACGAUUGUGAUCACGGAAAUAAAAACUGUUAUAAAUGAUCGACCUCUGACCUACAUCAGCACCGCGCAGAGUGACUUGCAGCCGCUGACAUCUUCUCGUCUUGUUUCCGGUCGCCGAAUCACAGUGCUACUUCACAGCCGUGACGUGGAUUUUGAUCCUAAAAAUAUCAACACCAGAGAGAACAUUUCCAAACGAGCGCGAAUGCAGCAAAAACUCAUCGACGAUUUCCGCUGCAGAUGGAGCAGAGAAUACCUCACAGCUGUACGCGAAAACCAGCGGAUUUCCGGGCGUAAUGAGCAGACGAUUAAAGUCGGAAACAUCGUCGUGGUACACGAUGAAGGUCCACGGUCACAAAUGGAAACUGGCAAGGGUCGAGGCGCUCAUCCAAGGCAACGACGGACGAGUACGAGCCGCAAACUUUCGGACUGA
This is a messenger RNA of Dreissena polymorpha, 876 nucleotides long. RefSeq lists its product as uncharacterized. Bases 1 to 876 code for a protein of 291 amino acids. The record is from RefSeq and is a predicted model, not a curated record. Gene Ontology annotation, molecular function: nucleic acid binding. The transcript has a single exon. Lineage: Eukaryota; Metazoa; Mollusca; Bivalvia; Myida; Dreissenidae.